Molecule: messenger RNA, 1117 nt
Organism: Sarcophilus harrisii (Tasmanian devil)
Lineage: Eukaryota; Metazoa; Chordata; Mammalia; Dasyuromorphia; Dasyuridae
Product: interleukin-37-like
Exons: 4
Coding region: 1-519 (172 amino acids)
Biological process (GO): cellular response to lipopolysaccharide; inflammatory response to antigenic stimulus; cytokine-mediated signaling pathway
Molecular function (GO): cytokine activity
Source: RefSeq, a predicted model, not a curated record
AUGGCGGGCAACACUGGCUCUCAGGCUACAGUUGCAAGGAGGCCCAUAAAGAAGGCAAUUCAUGAUAUCCAUCAACAGGUAUGGGUCCUUCAAGGGAAAAGCCUCAUUGCAACUUCCCAGAAUUCAGGUGUGACUCCAGGUGUGUCUUGGACUCCUCUACUUUCUCUACAUGAGAUGAAAGGGGAGUCUCUUAAAUUGGCUUUCCUCCCUCAUCUCCUUGUUUUUCCCAUUAAAAGGCUUUUUCUUUCUAUUCCUCAGGACAAGAAUGUAAUGGACCUUUACAGAUCAAAAGAGACUCAGAAACAUUUUGUCCUUUACCGCAAGGAGACUAGCAGUGCCGGGAUUCCAUGGAUUACCGUGGAGUCAGCUGCCUGUCCUGGCUGGUUCAUCUGCACCUCUGAUAAGGUGGGAGAGCCUGUCAAGAUGACCAAGGACUCCGGGAAACAAAAUAACACAGCCUUCCAAUUACAAGCCUUUCCAUUUCUAAAAGUCUCCAAUGUUAUAACCUCCUUGAGCUAGGCAAGGUUGCUAUUAUUAGCCCCAUUUUACAAAUGUGAAAUCAAGGUCUGUGACUUGUCUAAGAUCACAGAGUUGGUGAGUAGUUCAGCUCACAGUUGGACCAGGUCUCUUUCCCCCUGUCCUUACAUUUUUAAGUCCCAUACUUUGGGAGUUCUUGCUCUUCUCAUGACUGAUACCUGAGCUAUGCUGACUUCCUUUUUCCUAGCUUUUUAAAUACUUUGCUCUAAUACCUUGGGCUGUUUUCUCCUGAAUCUGAAGCCUGUUCCAACAGGUGAGACUCAUGGGCCAUCCCAAAUUUAUAUCUCCCUUAUCAGAUGCCAAGGACAGGGGGGAGAAAAUAUUAGAGAUGAUGAGAGAAAUAUUGCAAACACUGCUACUAUACAGUGCAGGGGAGGUGGGAGAGAGAUAUUUGGUGAAUAUCAUCCCUGUACCCCAUCAUUUCCACACUGAAGUGAAAUGUCAAUUAUAGAAUUAUCGGUUUAGAUUUGGAAAGGAUUUUAGAGGUCAUUUAGUCUAAAGCCAGGCAAAUUGUCAGCUGCCACCAAGUCCAAUUAAGACGUAAUUAGGAAAUGUUUAACAAAAGAAAUAAAAGUAAAUA